AUGUCGGACACACCCCUCGUGCCCGAGGUCCAGCCAUCCACCUCCUCUCCCCCUCUCACCCCUGCUCCCGCCGAAGUCGUCGAGCAGACUGCCUCUCCACUCCUCGCGGAACCUAUCCCCUCCGCCUCCCUCGCUCCCCAUUCCGCCGCAAACCGCAAGCCCACUUCCUCAUCAUCCACCGUCCCCGUCCACCCCGUCUCCACACGCCUCAAGGCACGCACCAAGUCAACGGGUACCGGCCCAUCCAUAGAUCCCCAACCAGCCAUGGGAAUUACCGAGUCGAUAGCCUCGGCGCCCGCCCCCCGGCUCAACGACUUUUCGUACGACCCCAACGCGGUCGACUAUGAGAUUGAUAUCGAGGCGGCUUUGGAGCGCGCGGCGAAGGAUGAGGAUAUGCCGGGGAGCCCCACGUCAAAGAUUAUGCGGGCGAUCGCGCCUCCUCAGGCGGGUAUGGUGGAUGUCAGAUGGCCAGCUCCACCACCAAAUGCUUCGGUAAACCUCUUUAUCGGUCGCGCAUUGCUUGCGAACGGGAAUGACAAUUGGCCAUUGAAACCAAACGAGAUUGUCAAUUGGAUACGCAAACACUAUCCGGGCGAGUGGGACGGGGACGAGGGCCGCUGCUCUGCCCAUCGCGUACGGACGUAUCUCGCCCGGAAAGGUACCGACAUGUACUAUGAAAAGCUCGCGCAAACGACCAUCUCGGGCUGGCGGAUCCGGCAAAACCAUCUCUGGCGGUUCGAGAAUGGCGGGUUCCAAGGACGGGGGAUGAAGCAGGAGGAGGCGAUUAUGGAGAAGCAAAAGGAGCACGAGCUGGCCAUUACCGAUCGGCACAAGGCCGCGGCGGCCGAGGCGCUCGCUGCGGGUCAUCCAGGUGUCAAGACAAGUAUGAGUCUGCCCGGGACAUCGGACGGAUCGCCGGCGAUGAAGAAGGCGAGACUGAAGGGGACGGGACAAGGGGUGGGGCAGUCGAGAAAGCGGAAUAUGAAGCGGGAGGACGUGAACCAUAUCCUCGCGGGGCUGCAGCAGCAGGCGGCUCAGGAGGCGCAGGCGCAGGCUCAGGCCCAGGCGCAAGCCCAGGCAUUGCAGCUCCAACAAGAGGAGCAGCAACGACAAGAGGCGGAGCAGGAGCAACUUCAGCCACUCGAGCCGUACUAUCCUACAUCGUAUCAGCCCCUCUCGGGAUCCAGCCAACAUCCGGACGGAAUGGAGCAGGAACCUAUCGAUCCCAUCCUCUCUGCCGCGGUAGCCGCCGCGGGCGAGGUCGAUACCGGCACCGACGACCACGACCCCAACGAGAUUGACAUGAAUCUCGUUCAUCAGGCGAUGCAGGCGGCGGCGGGGCACAUUGACGAUCUGGACAUGGGGAUCCAGUUGCCGAUAGAGAUGCAGAUGGGCGAGGGGGAGCAUGAUCAUGAUCGCUCGGCGGGGCAGUAUUAUGAUCAGGCGUUCGGGUCGGCGCAGGGGUAUGGGAUGGGACUGGGGACGGGAGGCGCGGCGCAAGGGUACUGGGGAGAUGGCGGCUACGGGUACCAGGAGGGGCAGUAG
Molecule: messenger RNA, 1545 nt
Organism: Dioszegia hungarica
Lineage: Eukaryota; Fungi; Basidiomycota; Tremellomycetes; Tremellales; Bulleribasidiaceae
Exons: 3
Coding region: 1-1545 (514 amino acids)
Source: RefSeq, a predicted model, not a curated record